Messenger RNA from Pangasianodon hypophthalmus (striped catfish), 6220 nucleotides. RefSeq names its product ectonucleotide pyrophosphatase/phosphodiesterase family member 2 (gene enpp2l). The transcript is spliced from 25 exons. NCBI's taxonomy places the organism in Eukaryota, Metazoa, Chordata, Actinopteri, Siluriformes, Pangasiidae. The record is from RefSeq and is a predicted model, not a curated record. The coding region runs from base 139 to 2688 and encodes 849 amino acids. Gene Ontology annotation, biological process: phosphatidylcholine catabolic process; immune response. Gene Ontology annotation, molecular function: phosphatidylcholine lysophospholipase A1 activity; calcium ion binding; zinc ion binding.
UGCGCGCGCAUUGGCUGGCGGAGAAGGGCGCACGUGGGUCAGGGUAAACAACACGCCAGCGCGCCCCCGUGCGUGUCCGGUCAGCGGAACCUUGGUAAAGCCUCGCGGACUUUACUGCUGCACAGACACGGCGGAACAAUGUUGCUCGGAAAGCUGGUUGUUUGUGUAUUCCUGCUAGUGCUUGGCCCCCAUGUGUGUGUGGGAUACGUAUUUCAGGCCGCACAGCCAACAGAAGAAAAGGAAGAGAUUCCUUUAAACCCUAAAAUAUCUAAAUGGGAAAGCACAGCUGGGUCUUGUAAGGGGCGGUGCUUUGAGCUGGUAGAGGUGGAGCCUCCUGGGUGCAGGUGUGAUAAUCUGUGUAAGACGUACUAUAGCUGCUGCGCCGACUUUGAUAAGCAGUGCCUCAAAACUGCUGGAGGUUUUGAGUGUACUGCAGAGCGGUGUGGAGAGAGCCGAAAUGAGGACUAUGCAUGUCAGUGUUCAGAGGACUGUUUGGAGAAAGGAGACUGCUGCACCAACUACAAAGCUCUCUGCAAAGGUGAGAGUCAAUGGGUGGAUGGAGACUGUGAGGAGAUUAAAGCCCCAGAAUGUCCUGCAGGAUUUGUGCGUCCUCCUCUCUUUAUCAUCUCUCUAGACGGAUUCCGCGCCUCCUACAUUAAGAAAGGAAAAUCUGUCAUUCCCAACAUCCAUAAACUGAGAACAUGUGGGACACGCUCUCCUCAUAUGAGACCAAUGUACCCUUCGAAAACAUUUCCCAACCUCUACACACUCGCCACGGGGCUGUACCCAGAGUCUCACGGAAUUGUGUGUAACUCCAUGUAUGAUCCAGUGUUUGAUGCAAACUUCAAUCUGCGUGGGAGAGAGAAGCUCAAUCAUCGCUGGUGGGGUGGGCAACCUAUCUGGAUAACGGCAGAGAAGCAGGGGGUGAAGGCAGCCACGUUCUUCUGGCCUUGGGUGAUUCCACUGGAGAGAAGGAUUCUGACCAUGCUAAGUUGGCUCCACCUGCCUGAUGAUGAAAGGCCGUAUGUGUAUGCAGUCCACUCAGAGCAGCCCGAUACGUUCGGCCACAGACUGGGGCCACUCAGCAAUGAGCUGGAUAACCCACUAAGAGAAAUUGAUAACAUCAUCGGUCAGUUGAUGAACGGUCUGAAACAGAUGAACCUGCACCGCUGUGUAAAUGUCAUCAUAGUGGGCGAUCAUGGAAUGGAGGAGGCCCACUGUGACCGUACAGAAUAUCUCAGCUCAUAUGGACUCAGUGUUAAUGAGCUCACACUCAUCGCGGGAUCCUCUGGGAGAUUGCGUCCCAAAAACCAGAGCAUGCCAUAUGACCCAAAAGAACUUGUAGCCAAUUUAACAUGUAAGAUGCCCAAUCAGCACUUUAAGGCCUAUCUAAAGCAGCACCUGCCCAAAAGGCUGCACUACGCCAACAACCGCAGGAUAGAGGAUGUCCACCUGCUCAUGGAGAGAAAGUGGCUCGUAGCCAUGAACCGGUUACCUGGCAGCUGUGGCUACUUUGGUGAUCAUGGCUUUGAUAACAAAAUUAACAGCAUGCAGACCAUCUUUUUGGGAUACGGACCGAGCUUCAAGUUCAGGACGGAAGUUCCUCCGUUUGAGAAUAUUGAGCUUUACAACGUAAUGUGUGACCUCCUGGGCUUGACUCCUGCACCUAAUAAUGGCACACACGGCAGUCUGAACUCCAUGCUUAAAGACCCUCCUUACACGCCCAUACAGCCGGAGGAAGUGACAUCACCAAAACCUCUAGAGCCUGCUGCAACGUCACUGGCCUUCUACAACCUGGGCUGCAGCUGUGAUGAUGAGAAUAUGAUUGAGGAGAGCACUGAUGGAUUUUUUGCAGAAGGCGCUGCUUUGUUAAACAAUGUGUCCCACCUGCCAUUUGGACGUCCCGCCGUUUUGUUCCAAACUUCGUACUCUUUACUGCAGCACUCAGACUACAUCAGUGCAUACAGUUACGAGCUGCACAUGCCACUGUGGACUGCAUUCACUAUCACUCCACAGACAGAGAGCACUGCCCCACCUCUUCCAGGCUCGGAGUGUGUAAGAGCGGACAUCCGAAUUCCUCCCGAACACACACAGACCUGCGACUCCAGCAACCAGGAUCACAAAAUCAUCCGUGGAGUCCUGUAUCCACCUGGUUUAUCCAUCACGUCUGAAUCCAGAUAUGAUGCUUCACUGAUCACCAACACAGUGCCCAUGUACCCUGCCUUUAAGAGAAUAUGGAACUACCUGCAGAUGACAGUAUUGAGGCGUUAUAGUGAAGAGAGGAACAGCAUUAAUGUUGUGACUGGACCCAUAUUUGACUAUGACUUUGAUGGACUCAGAGACACAGUGGAGAAAAUCAUAGAACAUGCAGGUGACUCUGCCCCGGUCCCUACUCAUUUAUACAUGAUAAUAAUGAGCUGUGAAGGAGAGAAUGCAACGGUGGAGGAAUGUGAUGGAUCGAUUUCCACAGUGUCCUUCAUCCUCCCACAUCGGCCAGAUAACUCGGAAAGCUGCAAUAGUUCGGAGGAGCCGUCUUGCUGGGUGGAGGACAUCCUGCGCACUCACACAGCUCGCAUACGUGAUGUGGAGCUGCUCACUGGACUAGAUUUCUACCGCUCCAUCGCUCUGCCCUACACAAACACACUCACGCUGAAAACCUAUCUGCACACUUUCGAGGAAAACGUCUAACACCUGGUGGAUCAACAUCACUAAACACCACAGCACCUCUCUUCCUGGAUCCGCUGAUGAUUAGGUGUAUAGUUUUUAUACAGUUUGUCAUAUUUAUUGUUCAUUUCAAACAAAAUAAUGGUACAAUGUUUCAAACAGUUCAACUUUAGACUCACUAAACAUAUCUGAUAUAGAGCGUGAAAUACAUUGCGUUAUUGUGAGUAUCUUUGUGUGUGUGUGUGUGUGUGUGUGUGUGUGUUGUAAGUUAACAGUUUGUUAGCAUGUGUUUGCUUGUGGAGAGGUUUUAUGUGGAGCUCAGUGUUCCAGAUUACUGUGAUAAUAAUGUGACCACACAGUAACAUUCCCCUACAGAUAACUCCCAACAAGGCAUGUGCCAUAGUCCUUUUCAUCACAGUUUACAAUGUUACUACAAUAAUGUAUUUGCAAAGUUAUAUUUACGUAUUCUUAAAAGAGCAGUACUGCUGUCUGCUGACUGCGAGGUGAACCACAAUUGCAAAGAAAAAAAAAUUGACAAGCCUUCCCCUUUUCCACCAACUGACCCCACCCUUUUUUGUUGAAACUAUGUAUGCCUUGUGAGUGGAAGCUAAUUUCUGGGCCAGAAAAAUGUAAACAGAAACCUUAAAUAAAAAGAAGCUAGUGAUAUCCACUGCAUAGCAUUAUAGCAAAUAAAUUUUUCUAAAGUACUAUCUUUGAGAUUAUAUGAUUACUAUAGGUAUAAAUACAUUUUUAGCAAUUCCAAACUGCUCCUUUAACUGAAGAGGAAGCUGUGCAGCGUUGCAGUCAGAACUUUAAAGCUCUUUAGCUUGGGUGUACACCACAAGUUUGUAUAAAAAAUAUCUUCUGUAGAACCUGUAAAUGCUAAAGAUCUAGGUACAGUAGGCUUUGAAGAAAACCUUUAUUGCGACAUAUGCACAUACAGUACAGAGAAAUCCAUAUCCCAGCUUGUCAGGAAGUUGGGGUCAGUGUACAGGGUCUCUGCACCACUGGAGCAGAGAGUGUUUAGGGCCUUACUUGAGGCUCUGACAGUGGCAACGUGAUGGUGCCAAUACUCUUGUAUUGAAAUGCAAAUUAUCCAGCAAAGCUAGCUAGAUAACUAAUAAUGCUACCUACUGAGUUACUACAUAUCCAUUCAGGAUUAUGUCAUCAAGCUAAAUUUAAGCACUGGAAUGACUUCUACACACAAAUACUGACUAUUUAAACUACAAGACAAACAGUUAACCUAUAUUUGUUAAUGCAUUCCUCAGUUGGAGUAACUAUGUUUUAAUACUUUCAGUGAAAACUAUGUGUGUGUGUGUGUGUGUGUGUGUGUGUGUGUGUUUUGCUGUGAAGAAUAAACAUCACCUUCAUAUAUGGCAAAAAAAUGUGAAAAAACCUAACUGUUUGCAGACUUUCAAAUGGGAUGGCCUUUCUUUCAAGAGUGCUUAGAGUGUCAGUAUUUGAAGCGUCCUUGAUACCAUUAUCAGGCAGGAUUAAUAUCAAAGUAUUAUAUAAUCAAAGCUUAGCUUUGCUAGCUGUGGAAUGGUGACACAGGACAAAACCAACAUAAAAUGUGUUAGACUUGGCACAGAUCCAACCUGGAACUCUGAAAUUGUCCUGGAGCAAUAAACAUUGUUCUUCUAAAAGAGGUUGGUGUUUGAGUUCAAAUCCCGAUAAUGCCACAGCCAUCCAUGGCCAGGAGCUCAAUAGAGCAAAAUUGGCCAUGCUUUCAGAGAGGGAGAGGUGGCAUACACUCUCUCCCCUAUCAAUCACAGCAACACUAGACAACUAUGGCUUAUAUCAUUUUCAUCCUGUGGAUAGGGGCGGAGUCAUUAUGGGCAAAACCACUUCCGUCAGGAUAGAAAUCUAUCAUCAUAGGAUAAAGGUGAUCAGUCCAAAGAACAUUUGAUUUGCAGUGACGCGUCGCUCUACAUAUAGAGAUAUUAUACUAGAGUUACAGUGCAUGGACUGCUCAUUAGAAAAACAAUGAACAUUUCACAGUUCAGUGGUGAAAAACACAUUCACUGGUCUAUGAAGAUGUGGAGAAAUUCCUUAUCAGUCACCAGAUCUCACCACAACUCAGUUGGAAACAUCUUAGACAGCACUCUCCACUAUCAUUAUCGAAAGACUAAUUGAGGGAAUAUCUUUUGGAAGAACGAUGUUUAUCACAGAUGGUUUGGUGGCUUGUGGUGGCCCAGCACCUUAAUACAACACUUUAUUUGGUUUCUCUCCCAUAUAUAUAUAUUUAUAUAUAUUUAUAUAUAUAUAUAUAUAUAUAUAUAUAUAUAUAUAUGUAUAUAUUCUGCCUGUUAAGUUGCUUGCAUCACAUUAGCUAAAUUUAACCAUGGGAAUGAAUUUUAUCAUCACAUACACUAGUCUGUUUGUUAAAAUAAUAAAACAUGUUAGCUACAAGACAGGCCAAUAAAUGUACAUUUGUAAAUGUAUUGUUCAAAUUUCAACAAACUGUCAUGCAACAAAAAUAAUUAAUAGAUUUUAUUUCACCGAAAUAAAUUUCUACCGAUUUUAUAGCCAGUUGGAUUACCGAGUUUGUUAUCAGAUAAUGAUUGUUUUUUUUUCUUUUUCCAUAAUUGUGUGCUAUACUGCGAGUAGAGAACACGCUGAAUCAUCUGGUACCUGCAUGUGAUUAAGAUAUUAAGGCCAACUAGCAAUAAAUUCACAUCCUGCAUCUGUCCAUGUGUUUAUUCUCAUACACCUAUCACAAAUGUUCACUGUCCAGAUAUAAUAUUAUGGCUACAUAAUAGAUAACAGAUGUGUGGUUUAUAAAAAUGUUAUUUUAUGGAUGCUAGUUCUAAAUGCUAGAAAGACUAAUCCAAUAUAUAAUAAAUGAACAUUAGAAUUGCCAAAAGUGAUGAUGUGACAAUGUCUCUUUUUUCCUGAAGUGAAAGAAAAUACACUGUCCACAAUCGCAAUUUAAAAAUAAUCUGUCUAUGUGCAGGGUUAGAUCAGUCGGAACUUGUUUAUGUGGGUGUGGGUGUGUUAUCAGAUUUAGUUCUGUUGUAACUGGGAAUUUUGCCUAAUGCACUAUAAACAGGAUAACUAAGUGAUUACUAGAGAUAUCAAAAGAAAGCCACUAAACUCCAAAGAUGAUAAAGUGUCCUAUCUUUACAGACUUGGUAAUGCUAAUACAAAUAAAAAGCCGUUGAUAAGGAAGCUGCAAAUGAUCUUUACUUAGAAGAGCAGUGGCCAUUACCUAUGCAGUAUACAUACCAUAUAAAGUAAUAUACACUAUUAGAUGUAUCUUUUACAAUCAGACUAUAAGUUCUUUGUCUGUAGUAGUAUGAUUACUAGGAAAAAGUACUGAGUUUAUCAUAUAACAUACUAUUCCCGUUGCUCCAGGUGUAGUUGAUAAGCCAUGACAUGUUUGGUGUCCAGCGUCUGUUUUUGGCUACAAGUCUAAUGUAACCAACAAGUCUAUCUUAACCAAAUAAAGUGCAAAGAAAUAAAGAAAACCUCAGACAUUUAAUCCUUUGCAUUAAUGCAUUAUAAUCCAAAUUAUAAAGCACUUAUCAAAACAAACAAACAAAAAAAAAAAACC